ACAUGAGAUUGCUUAUGUUUUUGGACAAAUGCGAAGUCCAGCAAGUGUUCCUGCCUUGAUUAAAACACUGGAGAAUAUGAAUGAAUUAUAUAUGGUUAGACAUGAAGCAGCUGAAGCACUGGGAUCUGUUGCAACGCCUGAAUGUUUACCAGUGUUGAAAAGAUUCAAAGAUGAUCAAGAAAGGGUUGUCAAAGAAAGUUGUGAGGUAGCAUUAGACAUGUAUGAAUAUGAGAGUUCUCAGGGGUUCGAUAUGCUGACCGUCUAA
Funneliformis mosseae is the source of this 265-nucleotide messenger RNA. Lineage: Eukaryota; Fungi; Glomeromycota; Glomeromycetes; Glomerales; Glomeraceae. The record is from the annotation of a GenBank genome assembly.